Messenger RNA from Prunus mume (Japanese apricot), 3248 nucleotides. RefSeq names its product G-type lectin S-receptor-like serine/threonine-protein kinase At4g27290. Gene Ontology annotation, molecular function: protein serine/threonine kinase activity; ATP binding. The record is from RefSeq and is a predicted model, not a curated record. Gene Ontology annotation, biological process: recognition of pollen; protein phosphorylation. NCBI's taxonomy places the organism in Eukaryota, Viridiplantae, Streptophyta, Magnoliopsida, Rosales, Rosaceae. Gene Ontology annotation, cellular component: plasma membrane.
AAAGCUAGCAAUAUCCUGCUUGAUAAUAGUAUGAACCCUAAGAUUUCAGACUUUGGCCUCGCUAAAACAUUUGGUGGUGAUCAGAGUCAGGGUAAUACAAAAAGAGUGGUUGGAACGUAUGGUUACAUGUCUCCUGAAUAUGCAGUUGAUGGAAUUUUCUUGAUGAAAUCUGAUGUCUUUAGCGUUGGAGUUAUACUGCUAGAGAUGUUGAGUAGGCAAAAGAACAUGGGAUUUUCUCACCCAGAUCACCACCUUAACCUUCUUGGACAUGCAUGGACACUAUGGAAUCAAGAGAAACCAUUGGAACUGAUUGAUAAGACAUUAAGUGAUUCAUGCAUCAUAUCUGAAGUUCUAAGGUGUAUUCAUGUCGGGCUGUUAUGUGUGCAAAGAGUACCUGAAGAUAGACCAAGCAUGUCAUCUGUGGUUCUGAUGUUGAGCAGUGAUAUUACCUUGCCUCCACCAAAGCAGCCUGGUUUUUACACUGAACGAAGUGUCCCCGGAUCACCAUCAUGGAUGCCCCCAUGUUCAGCGGAUAAUUUCAUUACAAUGGUAGAGGGACGGAAUAUCGCCUUGAGAACCCUUUUUGUGUGCUCGUUAUUUUUCUCCUUCGUGAGAACCUCCACUACCAAUACACUAGACACUAUCUCUCCAAAUCAAUAUAUUAGAGAUGAUCAAACUCUAGUUUCAGCUGGUGGAACCUUUCAACUGGGAUUCUUCAGCCCUGGUAAAUUGACAGGCCGAUACCUGGGGAUAUGGUACACUAUUUCUAAUGAGGUAGUAGUAUGGGUAGCCAACCGAGAAACACCACUUGAUGAUUCUUCAGGAGUUUUAAAGGUCACUGAUCAAGGAGUUCUAGUCCUUCUCAAUAGCUCAAACGGCAUUGUAUGGUCAUCUAACUCAUCAAGAACUGUAGAUAAUCCAGUAUCACAACUAUUGGAUUCGGGAAAUCUUGUUGUGAAAGAUGCCAACGAAACCAACCCUGAUAACUUCUUGUGGCAGAGUUUUGAUUAUCCUUGUGAUACAUUCCUACCAGAAAUGAAGCUUGGAUGGGACUUCGUUAUUGGUUUAGAAAGGUAUGUUUCGUCUUGGAAGAGCACAGAAGAUCCUGCUCGAGGAGAGUUUUCACUAAGGAUGACUCCUCAUGGUUUACCACAACUUGUUGUUAUGAAGGGAGAUAAGAUACAAACUAGAUCAGGUUCAUGGAACGGCGUUCAAUUAACAGGAGCUAUGAGACGAUCAAGCCCAUCUGAGUUUGCGUUCUUCUUAAAUAAGGAUGAGGUUUAUUAUGAGUACAGACUCCUAAACAGGUCUAUUCCCUCAAGAUAUGUAUUGACCCCAUCUGGCAUUGCACAGUGGUUCAUAUGGAUUGAAAAUACGUAUAGUUGGGAACCCUUCUUUCAAACCCAACAAGAUGAGUGUGAAAUUUAUGCCUUCUGUGGUGCAUAUUCUAGCUGCAACACCCGUGAUGCUCCCGUAUGUGCAUGCUUGAAGGGAUUUAUACCAAAAUUAACAGAACAUUGGAAUUCACAAAAUUGGUCUGAUGGGUGUAUACGAAAUACUCCAUUAGCUUGCAGCUAUAAAGAUAAGUUCUUUAAAUACACUAGCUUUAAAUUGCCAGACACAUCUUCCUCAUGGUUUGAUAAGAGCAUGAGCCUCAACGAAUGCAAGAGAUUAUGUUUGGAAAACUGCUCAUGUACGGCAUAUGCAAAUUUAGAUAUCAGGGAUGGAGGAAGUGGCUGCUUGCUUUGGUUUGGAGACCUCACUGACAUAAGAACCUUCCAAUCUGAUUCUCAAGACCUCUAUAUACGGGUGGCUUCUUCAGAACUAGAUGAUAUUGAGAAGAAGAGCAAGUUCAAGAAGAAAAGGCAAGCAGGAGUUGUAAUCAGCUCCGUACUUUUUCUAGUGGUAAUGCUAAUAGCGGGGUUUAUCUUGUAUAUACGAAAGAAGAAACUCAGAAAUCAAGCAUUAAGAAAAAAGGAUGACCUUGGAGAAGACGGGGAAGACAGAGAGUUGCCACUAUUUGACUUCAACACAAUAGUUCAUGCCACUAAUGGCUUUUCAAGCAGAAACAAGCUGGGAGAAGGUGGUUUUGGACCAGUAUACCAGGGUACAUUGAUAGGAGGGAAAGAAAUUGCAGUAAAGAGGCUUUCAAAGGAUUCUGGACAAGGAAUGAGGGAGUUCAAAAAUGAAGUUAUACUGAUAGCCAAACUUCAGCACCGCAAUCUUGUAAAGCUUCUUGGUUGUUGCACUCAAGAUGAUGAAAAAAUCUUAAUAUAUGAAUUCAUGGCCAACAGAAGUUUGGAUUUCUAUAUUUUUGACCAGGAAAGAGCGAAAUUGCUCGACUGGCCUAAGUGUUUCCACAUUAUUGAUGGAAUUGCUCGAGGACUUCUUUAUCUUCACCAAGACUCUAGAUUAAGGAUUAUCCAUAGAGAUCUGAAAGCUAGCAAUAUUUUGCUUGAUAAUGAUAUGAACCCAAAGAUUUCUGACUUUGGCCUGGCCAGAAUAUUUGGUGCCGAUCAAAGUCGGGGUAAUACAAAAAGAGUGGUUGGAACAUAUGGUUAUAUGCCCCCUGAAUAUGCAGUAGAUGGAAUUUUCUCGAUGAAAUCAGAUGUAUUUAGCUUCGGUGUUGUACUGCUAGAGAUAUUGAGUAGGCAGAAGAACAGAGGAUUUUGGCAUCCAGAUCACCAUCUUAACCUUCUUGGACAUGCAUGGACACUAUGGAUCCAAAAUAUUCCACUGGAACUGAUUGAUAAGUCGCUAAGCGAUUCGUGCACCAUAUCUGAAGUGUUACGGUGUCUUCAUGUGGCUCUAUUAUGCGUGCAACAAGUACCUGAAGAUAGACCAAGCAUGUCAUCUGUGGUUCUAAUGCUGAGCAGUGAGGUUGCAUUGCCUCCACCAAAGCAGCCUGGUUUUUACACCGAACGGACUCUACCUGAUGAUCUGUCACGGGUGCGUGAUUUGUCAGAAAAUAAUUUCAGCACUACAUUGUUAGAGGCUCGGUAGAUGAUCUUCAAUCUGUCUGGUGCCUAUUAAUGCUCCUGUGUACCGUCACCAAAAUGUGUUCGGCAUGUAAGCUUGACUUGAACCUUGUAGGCUUAGAUGCGAAACAUUGACUUAAGAUUAUUCAUGUUGUGCACCACACAUGUUAUUGAGUUCUUCAUAUGGCACAAACAAAAAAAUUUGGGAUUGUGGUAGAAACUUUUAAGGAACUAUAGGCUUGCUGUUAUUUUUCUUAGCUCUGUUUUGCU